AUGCAGAAAGACAAGUACAUCAUGCUGCGAACCUAUUCAGGCGAGACCAAUUACACCAAAUAUCUUCCGGUGCACUGUAAAUCAUUACCCCACGUGUGCCGCCUUAUCGAUGAAUAUCUGGUGGACUCUAUAAAUCCACAGGUCCUUCAAGACGCAUGUGAACAUGGAGCAUCAAGUGACGACCUCGAGUUCAUUCGGAAGAGGACAGCUCCAAAAUGGACGAAUGUGGUAAAAGCAGCAGCUAGAGGCGGAUAUUUACACGUGUUUGAGUGGAUGUUAGAACGGCAAGACGGUUGUUGUCCGUGGGAGGUUGAUCUUAGAGAUGUUCUUGCAGAGGCUGCUGCACAUGGUCAUCUCGAGCUUAUGAAGUGGCUAUAUAGUCGAGGUAUUGACAAUGUUGGCAACAAAGUGUUUGAUCGAGCUGCUACUGAAGGACAUCUUUCGAUUGUGCAAUGGUUGAACAAACAUACCAGACUUACUGGACCUAGUGAUAUACUUAGUGGUGCCGCUAGAAAGGGCCACUUCGAAGUUGUGCAGUGGUUAUAUGAGAACGUUUGUAGGGAACAGAUGGCAUCAGCAAUGGCUUCAGCCGCAAUAAAUGGACAUCUAGAAAUACUACAAUGGCUACACCAACAAGUUUGUUGUGAUGGUGUGUGCACCACUAGUAUCAUGGAUGUGGCAGUCAGUGGCGGUCACUUCGAUGUCGUCAAGUGGUUGUUUGAGAAUUGCAACGCUGGCUGCUCCGAGCGCGCUGCUGAAACGGCUGCCUCUAACGGAGAUUUGGCCAUGCUGCAAUGGCUACAUCAACAUUUUCGUCCGAAAUGUCAUUCGAAUGUAAUGGAUCAUGCGGCAAGAGGGGGUCAGCUUCAUGUACUCAAGUGGCUGCACGAACAAGGAUACGAUGGCUGUACAACGAAUGCGAUGGAUGCGUCUGCAAAAGAAGGACGUCUUGAUAUUGUGCAAUGGCUGCACGAGAAUCGAAAUGAAGGAUGUACGACAAACGCAAUGACUUCUGCUGCAAUUCAAGGACACCUGCACGUCGUCAAGUGGUUGCACGAAUAUAGGUCCGAAGGAUGCAAUAAUUCUAUUAUGUAUUGGCCAGUUUGCGAAGGCCAUUUGGAGGUGGUCAAGUGGCUAGUCGAGCACAAACCGGAAAUGUGUCUUGAUGAUUUGAUGGAAGAAGCUGCUUGGCGCGGUCAUUUAGAUGUGGUUGUCUAUCUAGAUGAAAACACGACGCAACGGGGUUCUGAAUGGGGUCUAGGUGCUGUUGCUAAAGAAGGCUAUGCGAAGGUAGCUAUCGCAUUGAUGCGACGUCAUUCCGGGAUCUUCCGACGUGGAAUGUACUCGUGCUUCCUGAGGCUGUUAAACCAGCUUUCAAAUGAGGGUGAUACUCCAGCUUCUCCAUUGUGGAACGAGUUAUUGAGAAUGCUCGAGAUCUUCCACAGUGAUGAGUGUAGCGCAGGUGUGAUCACACUGCUUGAUCUAGCGCUGCAACGUGGAUAUUUGGUCAUGGCUCGACAAUUUUUCGAUCGCAGAAGCGAACAGGAAAAGUGUCAAUAUGUUGCUAUUGCUGCCGAUCAUAAUAAUAUCGUAUUGAUGAGGUGGAUGAUUGAGAAUGGGGCCCCAUUGAGCGUUCAUACAGCGAUCUCUCUUGCCUCAAGUCACGUGAUUGACAGGAGGUACGUUGAAGUUACUUGGUGGUUGUCUGAAAGCGAUCGCGUGGUUGUCAUUCGUAUCGCUCUAGAAAACAAUGUCCGCAAGUUGUUGCUGUGGGUGCUACAUAAUACUGUCUUCGAGGAUGUGACUUCACGGAAUGCUAUUCGAAGUGCUCUUACGAGGGCCGAUAACGUUACAGCACACUGGCUUUGUGACUACCUCUCGAAUGAUGACACUCGUAGUUGGUGUUUCCCAUUGCAUCAAGAAAAAUCAAGCGCUGGGACGCAAUUUACGAGGGCUGCCAGUGCAGAUAGAAGCUAA
Molecule: messenger RNA, 1977 nt
Organism: Peronospora farinosa
Lineage: Eukaryota; Oomycota; Peronosporomycetes; Peronosporales; Peronosporaceae
Source: the annotation of a GenBank genome assembly